Molecule: messenger RNA, 2148 nt
Organism: Gambusia affinis (western mosquitofish)
Lineage: Eukaryota; Metazoa; Chordata; Actinopteri; Cyprinodontiformes; Poeciliidae
Product: very long-chain acyl-CoA synthetase-like
Exons: 10
Coding region: 110-1957 (615 amino acids)
Molecular function (GO): long-chain fatty acid-CoA ligase activity; long-chain fatty acid transmembrane transporter activity
Source: RefSeq, a predicted model, not a curated record
AGAGGGAGAAGUUGGGCAAAGUUCAGGAGGCGUAAACGAGUCAAAACUUUUCACUGCAGUGGUUGAGGCACUCUUAACCCUCAGGACUGAGUCUGCAAUCCGGAGCACAAUGAUCGCAUACAUCCUGUUUACCGUUUUGGCAAUUUUGCCAUUGUUCAUCUAUUGGCGAAAUCCAUAUUUUCUGGGAGAUCUAAGAUACGCGGUCACUGCAAUUCGCAUCGGCAUGCGAAUGAGCAAAAUCAAGAAGAACUUUUCCAGCAUGCUGGACUGCUUCUUGGAUAGAGUGAAGAAGCAUCCAGAAAAGACUUUUCUGAUCUUCGAGGAGAGCGCCUACACGUACAGCCAGGCCGACAGGGAGAGCAACAAAGUAGCCAGGGCUCUGUCGACGCACGCCCAGCUGAAAGAGGGGGACACAGCCGCGCUGUUUCUGGGCAACGAGCCGCAGUUUGUGUGGCUCUGGUUGGGUUUGGCCAAGCUGGGCUGCGUGGCGUCACUCCUCAACUCCAACGUCAGGUCCAAGUCUCUGGUGCACUGCUUCUCCUGCUGCGAGGCCAAGGUCCUCAUCGCCGGUGCUGACUUGCGAGGAGCCGUAGAGGAGGUUUUGCCAGCUCUGAGAGAGCAGGGCAUCCGCGUGUUUAUCCUCAGCGACCAGAGUGACGCAGAAGGCAUCGAAAGCCUCGCCGAUAAGAUCGAGAAGGCCUGUGACGAGCCUCUGUCGCCGCAGCUGAGGGCAAACAUCAGCCUCAAAACUCCAGCACUCUACAUCUACACGUCUGGGACCACGGGACUUCCCAAGGCAGCUGUAGUUAACCACGAGAGGGUAUGGAUGUCGUCUUUUCUCCAGGUUAUGGUUGGUGUGCACUCCAGCGAUGUUCUCUAUUUGUACCUGCCUCUCUAUCACACCUCUGGUUUUCUGAUGGGACUCUGCGGAGCCAUAGAGCGAGGGAUCACUGUGGUUUUGAGACGGAAAUUCUCGAUUUCCAACUUCUGGAAUGACUGCAGAAAGCACAAUGUGACCGCCAUUCAGUACAUAGGAGAGAUCAUGCGUUAUCUGUGCAACACACCGAAGAAAGACAAUGACAAGGAUCAUAAAGUGAGACUGGCACUGGGGAACGGGUUAAGGCCGGACACCUGGGUUGACUUCCUGCAGCGUUUUGGAAAUGUUCGCAUCUGCGAAUGCUAUGGAGCGACAGAAUCUAAUGUUGGGUUUGUCAACUACGUUGGAAAAGUUGGCGCCAUCGGCAGAGAGCAUUUUCUCUACAAGAUGUCAUCUCCAUACGCCCUUAUAAGGUAUGACACAGAAAAAGAGGAGGCAGUCAGAAACUCCAGAGGAUUUUGCAUUGAAGUCCCUAAAGGCGAAACUGGUCUGCUGGUGGGGAAGAUAGGACAGAAAACCCCUUUCUAUGGCUAUGCCAAGAACAAACAGCAGACGGAGAAGAAGAAGCUGCGAGACGUCUUUGUGCAGGGAGACCUCUACUUUAACAGCGGCGACCUUUUGAGGAUAGACGAGGAGGGAUUUGUCUACUUUCAGGACCGCAUUGGAGACACUUUCAGGUGGAAAGGAGAAAACGUGGCAACCACAGAGGUGGCUGAUCAUUUACUGACGGUGGAUUUUAUUGAGGAGGCUAAUGUUUACGGCGUGAAGGUGCCAGGGCAUGAAGGAAGGAUUGGAAUGGCGGCGCUGAAGCUGAAAGGAAACGCAGAGUUUGAUGGGACAGCUGUAUAUCAGCACGUCAAAAACUACCUGCCCAGCUACGCCAGGCCACGUUUCUUACGGAUCCAGGAUGCUGUAGCGGUGACUGGGACAUUCAAGCUGCUGAAGGCGAAACUGGCUGAGGAGGGUUUUGACCCCGCCGUCAUCCAAGACCCUUUGUUUUUCCUGGAGGAUGGUAAAGGCUACGUACCCAUGACUCAGGAGAUUCUCACCGCCAUCACAGAGGGAACGCUUAAGCUCUGAAAGAGUCGAAUGAUUUAUCUGAUUUUAUACAUUUUAGGUAAUGCAGGCUGCAGAAUAAUGCAAAAUGACCAAUACAUUGAGCGUGUUUACAAAGGGCUAAAGGGAAAAUAUUUCAUACAGGAAUAUUUCAUAGAUUAUAGUUGUUCUUUUUAUAUAUAAUUCAAGCGUAAAUAAAAAUUUUUUUAAGUCCA